This is a messenger RNA of Oreochromis aureus, 7924 nucleotides long. Its product is annotated as family with sequence similarity 110 member B. Gene Ontology annotation, cellular component: intracellular anatomical structure. NCBI's taxonomy places the organism in Eukaryota, Metazoa, Chordata, Actinopteri, Cichliformes, Cichlidae. Bases 1287 to 2759 code for a protein of 490 amino acids. The transcript is spliced from 5 exons. Gene Ontology annotation, biological process: macroautophagy; protein lipidation; protein modification by small protein conjugation. Gene Ontology annotation, molecular function: Atg12 transferase activity. The record is from RefSeq and is a predicted model, not a curated record.
UCAAAUUUAACUUAUUCAAAUUCAGUUUCUGAUGGCACAGAUUUCUGCUCAUAGCUGUACAUCAGGAGUGUGGUCUGACACUGAAUUUCUGAAGUAAUCAAGACUUUUCCAGAAGAAGACAUCUGGGUGCCAACAUGUGUUGCUUUAACACCUAAGAUCUUCUAAGCUACUCAUGUGCAAAUUCCCCCCAGGUCAGACCAUGCAGCCUUCAGAGAAACUGCAAAAAGCCCACGAGCUACACGUUAGACUCUGCAGGCCUCGGUUAGCAGGUUAAAUGUUACAGUUCAUGUCGGUACAGCUAAAGAAACCUGAACAAGACAGCCUCAUUUAAUAAUAUGAUGGGGGACCUCAUUAAUCCAGGCCAUGUCCGAGCCGGUAUGGCUUCGGUUAUCUGUCCAAGGUAGGCUUGUAUAGCAUGGGGGGUCUAGCCUAGGGACCCUUACUGGAUACAGACGCCCUGGUCGGGAGUCGAACCCCCAACCUGAAGUUCCAAAGGCGUGUAGUAUUUAAGCUAGUCAUGCAAAAUGCUAGCUUUGAACUGUGUGUGGACAGUGGGCCCACUGUGGCUCACAGCAUGACAAGGUGUCCUUGACCAAGAUAUUGAAUCCUACACUGUCCCUGGUGCACCCAUCAAUUUGUGUGACUGAUGAAAUGCCCAAAAUAAGCACCUUGUGUUUGAACAAAUGUAUUUUACAGAUUGGAUGAAGGCAACAACGUUUUAAGAUGUUUAUAUAACUGUUGUCAUUUUUUAAUGUUGUGUAGCUUGUUGUUGGUGUGAUGACAAACCACUCGUGACACCUUGCAGGGACUUCCUCUGUGAUCGUGUGGUGAGCUGAAAGGAACACUGAACCAAAGCAGGACUUUGGUCUCCUGCCAUCCUGUGUUUUUUCCUUUGGAAACCCCCAUCCACUUCUCUCACUGCCCAGUAACACAGUCCUACUGUUCUUUCUGUUCGUUCACUCUCCUUCUAUCAUCUAUCUGCCCAUCUUGCACCACAAAUAGGUUAACAGAAUCCAAGUGCCAAAAACUAGGAGACCAUCUCAGCUGUUUCUGUAGAAGCACUGCUAAUAGAAAGAACACAAGUGGAUGUAACUGCCCCCACCCAAGUCCAGAGUUUGGUUCAGUCCCACGGGCGAUGAGACGAGCCAGGAGCUUCAUCUUUCUCUAGACACUUUCUUCUACACCUUCUGUCUUCAUGCUUUGGGGGUCCUCAGGUGCCCCCACCCCGUGUCGACCCCCCAACACCCAUUGCCACCACGGCAGACCACCCCAAUCGCCUUGUUGCCAUGCCGACAGAGACACUGACUCCAGCCCUGCCAGAUAGCAAGGCUGCUGGCCCUGCAACGCCCUUCAGUUCCACUGUACCCCUCCGCAUCCUCAACAAGGGCCCCGAGUACUUCAGGAGACAGGUGGAACCAAACCCUAAGCGCCUCAGUGCUGUUGAAAGACUAGAAGCUGAUAAGGCCAAGUAUGUCAAGAGCCAGGAAGUCAUCAAUGCCAAGCAGGAGCCAAUCAAACCACCUGUGCUUGUUAAACCUCCUGCUGGCCAUCCCCUGCUAUCCAAGAGAGGCUCUGGCAUCGGUGGAGGAGGCAGUGGAGGCGGGUUACCUUUCAAAGCAUCCAAUAACAAUGCCAAGUCAGACACUUGUGCAACAAGCUGUGGCAGCAUCAAACGGGAGAAUUUAAACCUAGAGAUCCUAAAAAAUCUGCUAAACUCAUCGUCUUCUUCAGCAGCAGGAUCUGGAGGUGGAGCUAAGAGUGCUGUGCAGAUGAGGUCAACAGGUGGAAUGCCCAGGAGUUGGACACCAUCGGGUUUCAUUUCCCAGAGAUGCUGGAGAAUCUCAAUUUUGAUGCCGUUAACCUAUCGGUCUACCAUGACUCUUAACGAACAACCGCCCGACUCGACUCCCAGUCCCAGCACCUCACACUCCCUCCGAUCCUUCUCCCAUUCACUGAAGGUUCCCCCGAUCAACAGCGGAGGGCGUCGCAGUCCGCAACAGGGAGGAAACCUGAAUCUCAGCAGACGAGUCCAAGAUGAGAGAAGCAGCGAAGGAGGUGUUAUGGAUCGUUCUCGUUCCCCGCUGCCACCUCUGCUUACUUCCCACUCAUCUUCCGACCUCCUGCGGCUGUGCAACGGCAAGCCGCUCCGUACUGCACGAUCCAGUAGCUCCUCAGCUCCGCCCCUCCCUCCAAAACCUAAACCUGCUUCCCUCCCUCCUCCUGCACUUUCUUUGUCACUGCCUCCCCCUCGUCCAGCCCCAUCCCCCUCACCUUGUGACAACACCACCCCUCAGUCGCUACCUUGUGAUCUUGGAGAUCCUUCAAAAGUGUUAGCUGAUCCUAACCUCGAGCUAGAGCCUGGUUCGUCAGUGGCACGUCGCUCCUCGCUGCACAGAUCUAAAUCAGACCUGUCAGACCGUUACGCCCGGGCUGGAGCUGACGUGGAACGCUUUUUUAACUACUGCGGACUUGACCCUGAGGAGCUGGAGGCGGUUGGUCCGGAGAACUUUGCACGGGCUAACUCGGAUAUCGUCAGUUUGAAUUUCCGAUCAGCUUCUAUGAUUUCCUCUGACUGCGACCAUUCUCGGCGAUCUUCCAAUGAUGGUCUGUCAGAUGGGGAUGAGGGUGAGGACGAAGAGGAGGAGGCUGGGGAGCGUGUGCCAUAUGGCAUUUCGGCUGUGGAGCGAAAUGCAAGGGUCAUUAAAUGGCUAUAUAGCAUUAAGCAGGCAAGAGAGUCACACAAAGUGUCCCAUGUUUAGAAGUGAAGGUUCUUUAGGCUAAAGACAAACUGUGCUAAUCUCUGAAGGAAUCAUCGGAGCGGCAUUUCUCACAGAUAAAGAGGCUGUUGUCUUAUUGCUGAACGAAAACUUUUUCAAAUGUGUGUAGCUGAAUUAAAGAGGGAGGACUGCACAGGUGUAACCCAAACAAGGUAAGGAAAGAGACAAAAUAGUGUCUGAAGAUUACAGAAAAGACAAAGACUGCAGUCCUCCAAAGAACAAGAAAAACACCAAGAACAGAAAGAGGAAAAGCAAAUUCAGCGCUUACUCUAGAGUGGCAGUUAAUUGCUUCUCUGUUGACACUGUAGGAACUGUUGUGUAAGCAACAGGAACAAAAGUGAAAUGCACUGCAUUUGUCCAAGGAUCCAUAAUGUGGCUAUCUCAGUAGAAAGGAUUCAAGAAGUUUCUCACAGAGGACAUUUGGACUUGUCAGACAUCAGUACGACUGACGCUCUGUUAAAGUGUCGCCUUUGACACCUGCACUCAUCGCCCACGUCUUUAAAAUGUUCCUCAGUACACUUUUGGGCUCUUUCAUGGUCACUUCCUCAGUAGGAAAUAGUCGGCCAGUUGUAAGUGGUUGAACAUCAUCUUACCUCCCAAAUGCUGUCUGUUAGAAUAAUAAAGCUACAGGUUAACUGUCUUUAGCUAGCACAGAAAUAUUUUAUACAGGCCUCAGUCUUGCUUACAUUUAUCACUCAUUACAGAUACUUUGGAUAUGUUCUCCCUUUGGGACACUAAGAAACAAAAAAAACAAAACUCUAACCUCUGACCCUGUGACCAAGUUUGCAUAGUAAAUGUAUACAUGUGAUAAACUGAAAGCUUAAACAACAAAAACCCUACUAAGUGGAUUUGUGAAUUUAGCAUUAAAUCAGCACUUUUCUUGGACGGAGGCAGCUAUCUUUCACACAAUCUGCCUAAAUUUGCACUCAAUGCAGCGCAUGUAGCUUAUUGCUAAACCAUUGGUGAAUGACAUCACGCUCGUUGUGGUUUGUCUAGCACCUCACAGAAGUGCUAAACAAAUGGAUUCUAUAUCAAUGGUUUAAAAUGCUAAGUUCUUCCUCACAGUACUUUUCUGAUUGUUUGAGGUGAUCAGCUCCCCAGUUUCCUGCUUUUUGCCUUAUCAAAAACAUCAGUAGCAUCAUUCACUCACAGUAAUAGGGUUGCCAACUUUUUAGCUAACAAAUACGGGACACUCUGGCAUGCCAGAAGCACAAUACACAACCAGCUGGGUGUGGUGCACAUAUGCACUGUAUGUGGCAUUGCAGGUAAUGGUCAAUAAAUGGGACAAUUCAAUUCAAUUUUAUUUAUAUAGCGCCAAAUCACAACAAAAGUCGCCUUAAGGCGCUUUACAUUUAAGGUGGACUAAGGGACAAACCAAUGUUUGCUCGUUAUACAGCUAAAACAGGGCAGUUGGCAAUCCUAGACAAACAAAACAGCACAUGAAUUUUAAAUAAAAAGUGAAAAUCCUUAUUAAGUAGCACUUGUUGCCAUAACUUGAGUUGGCAUUGUUCAUAAGUUGGUGGAACGGAGUCAUCGUCUGUGCUUUCCUACAGUAACAAGUCCAAAUGUCCACUGUGAGAACAACCUGCACGCGGUGCUGAUGCGGCUGUUAAACACACCUUGUGAAAGGCGCUGCUGCAAACACGACUGAACUGUCAGAGCAAACUCGGUAAAAUCACUUGAUAUUUGCGUAAAGUGACUGUUAAAGGAUGGAUUGAUGACUUCAUCACGAGCCUCAAUGAAGUUGCUGCAAAUUGUUGAAAAACUCUGAAAUACAGACGGUGUUAGAGUUUCGAAAUAUAGACAUCAGAGCGGGUGGUGAGUGAGACAUGAAGGAAAGCAAGGAACAUGAAACAAAAACUAACGUCACAAACUGAGCAUAUUUAUGUGGUUACACCAUCAUAUCAUUACACUCUUUGGCCUUUAUCACAAAAUGUAUCAUUAAGCUGCCAUGUCAGCCAACAGAGCAUUUCAGCGGAGAGUUUGGGUGUCCUGUGGUGGGAUAUCUGUAGAUGACAUAUUCAAUUCAGGUGUAUUUAUUUAGCACCAGAUCACAACAGCAGUCACCUCAAAGCACUUUACACUGUAAAGUGAAGAGCCUACAGUAUUCUAGAGAAAACCAUGACCCCUAGUUUUAAUUUGAAAGCUUUUGAUUGAAGAGCCGUGGUUUUAAUGGGAAUUUCCCAACUACUUCUCCAGCUUAAGGUCACAGAGGGUUGGAGCCUUUCCCUAUUCAGACAGCCAUUGUACCACUCAAGUCAGAAUUAACUGUGGCAAUGAACAGAUUUCUUCAGUGAGGCUGCUCUCAUGACGUAGGGUGACAUAAACAGAAGUGUUAAAGUACCACACCUUGACUUCAUGCUGCCGAUGUCAGUGGGACUAUUAAACAGACCACAACUACUGACUUUUCUUUGGUGGCACCCAAAUAAACCAAACGUCCGGUGUUGAAGAAGCUGAAACAAUCAGACCUGUAGACAUAUCCACAGACGGUUCAAACGUUUAUGCAGUGGAAACUUCAUGAGAAUGUAAGUGAAGUUGCAGGACACCAAGACUCUCCUGUCGAAACAAUGUUGGUACAAAUCAUCAUGUGUCACCACGUGCAAAAACCUACACUGAAAGCAAUAUUAUGCAUACCGUAUUGCAGUGCAGUACAGUGUAUGAAGCUGUCAGACUGAAGUGUUGCUCACGCUGAUUGCACCCUGCAGCCACACACAGCUCCAGCAGUGCGUCUGCCACCCUGCGCUGACUCUCCAUCUCUCGCCUGUAUUCAAACCCUCAGUCAGUCCGUCACAGGAGGAAAGUCUUUCACUCUGCCUUUGUGUGCUCCUAAUAAUGACGGUGGCCGAUUACUGAGUUCCACACCACCCUUCACAUCUGUCUGCAAGCCGCUGACAUGUCUGAAGGCCUGAAGCCAUAUGGGUGUGAAUGCAGUGCCUCAGCCAGCAGUUCCAUCUACCCCACCACCACCUCCUUUUAGCUCACUUACAGGUCUGCAAAGGUCCAAGCACCCUGCUGGCUUCACUUCACUGCCCCUCAUAUUGCACUGCAGAUGGUGUUGGUGCUGUGGAAGCGUAAACGUCUGAAACAGCUGGAGUCGGCUCUGCAACGCUGAAUUGAAUUUGGGUUGGGAGUGGGGGUAAGAUGACUCGCAUGUUAGUUAAGCUCCUUAUAAAGCCGUCCACUUUCAAAUGCAACCAAAAACAAGGUGCUUGCUCAAAGCACCUUCAUGCUUACUGUCAGUGUCAGAAAAGAAACGCUUCACCUAAUGGACACACAGCUGCUGCCAGAUGUUUUACAGCUUUGAAUGUUUCAUACUUACAGAACUCCAGGUGCAGCGUAGAUGCAGUCAUAAGUGAAUGUAACUGAUUUUCUUCACAUAUGAAACAUUUCUAAAUGUACCUGUACAUCACUGGUUAGCUGUUCACAUAGUGCUCUCAGGUACAGGAACAAGUUCCCGUUUCCUGAAAUGAUGCACAGGAACGUGUCUUUGCUGAGCUGUAGCGGUCAGGGUCAAAGUAUAAUGCUUGUUCUUCUAAGUAUUUAUGAACAAAGUGUAUAGCUGUAAUAAUCUCAAAAACCUUCCAAACAUCAAAUUCUUGAAAAUAGCACUUGCCUCGUGAAACACAAAAACUCAGUUCAGCUGCUAGGAAACAAGGAAACAAGUACCAAGAAAGCAGUGGUUUUCUCUGAGGACUGAACAUCAUUCUCCCAGCAGCCUCUGCACCUCAUAGGAGACGCAAUGAGUUGUGCCAUGAGUCCAAGUGUCAGUAUGCCUUAAAAGGUUCUCGUCAGAUCCUGAACCAGCGAUUGGUUAGAUGCUUGAUUCUUCAGUCAAUGAGCAAACACUGCCAGCACAAGUGAAAAUGGUAGAAAACAUGAAACUGAAGAUACCCACUUAACAUUAGAGAGGUUAUAGGGAAUAAUUAGAUGAUGCUGAACAGUGAUACUGUCAGCAUACUGAACAUAAAUAUUACCUCUAAAAAUGUCAAACUAGUGCUCUGAAAACACUAAAAAAAGUCAUGAAAUUCAUUGUUAAACUCUGAAACAUACAAAUGGACUGAUUCUUAUAUAGCGCUUUUCUACUCUCCUGGAGUACUCAAAUUCACCCAAGCACUUCCUUCUAUACACUCCGAUGGAUGCAUCGGAGAGCAACUUGGGGUUAGUAUCUUGCCCAAAGAUACUUGGCAUGCAGACUGGGGAAGCCAAGGAUCGAACCACAAACCUUCCAGUCAGUAGCUGAUUUGCUCUACCACCUGAGCCUAAACCCUUUUUUUACUAAGUUUUUGGUCUCAGUCACUAGUUUGAUGUUUUAGUGAACACAAUGUGAUGCUUCCUGUGUAAAGGAUAAUUAACAGUAAAACAGGACACUCGUUACCAUAGUCAUGCAGUGUCCGAGGGGCCAGGCUUCCAAAGAUUUAGGUUAGCAUAGACCCAUUCACAAUAGCAACAACCCCACCCCUAGCUCAGAGUUAUUAGACAAAACACCAACCAAGUGAUCCCAAAGUGUGUGGACACAGUUGUCAUGAGUUGCGGGAUGUUUAAUGUUCCGAAGACAGCGGGUGUGAAGUGAAGCCAGCUGGAGGACUGGCCCUAUUCCGAGUCUGAGCACGUUCCUGACCCUUCAUUCACCUCACGUCUUCCCAGCAUCCCUUGUGGAAUCAAGCAAACCCUGCUGCUUCUCCCUGACAGUAUGGUAUGGCAGCAGCAACAUCGUGUGCCAUUUUCACUUUUGUCGACAUGAUGUGCUUUUCCUUUGACUCCUAGACAGAAGGAUCUAGAGUGGUAAUUGUUUUACUUUUCAUUCAAAGUGUAAAUAUUGUAAGAAAAAUGUAUAUAUUUGAUUUUCAAAGGACAGUGUGUUGUGUUUCAGUUUUUUCAGUGUUAUAAAAGACCGGGAACAAAGCUCUGCUGUUUUGCUGUUGCCCUCAAACAGAACUGUCUGAUUGAGCUGGGCAUGACUGUUUCAGUGUUGAUCAUGUUUUUUGAUGUGGAAACUUACAUUUUGCUUCAUUGGGAGAAAAAAAAUUACAAAAAUGUCUUCAUGUUUAGUUUCUUUUCCAUUAUUUCAAUAAAUGUCUUCUUUUCCCAUGUCUUGCCGCUCAUGUUUGUAAGUGCUGACCUAUUAAACUAAGAUGGUGGAACCUGAA